Molecule: messenger RNA, 3693 nt
Organism: Coregonus sp. 'balchen'
Lineage: Eukaryota; Metazoa; Chordata; Actinopteri; Salmoniformes; Salmonidae
Source: the annotation of a GenBank genome assembly
GAGUGAGAGAGAGAGAGAGAUAGGCAGGGCUGUGGUAUUAACCCAGCAUAAGCUUGCCUUUUCCUUCGAUGACUACACCCCGAGAGGAGGAGCGUGAAGAACGUAGUAGGCGUCAGAAUCCUCAAUUUCCAACUUAGCAUCUUGGCAGGACAUUUUCCCAAGCAAAGCCCCCAUCCGAAGGCAAAAAACUUCUUCUGCACGGCAUGAGACAGAGGGAGCAAGUGAGAGAGAGAGAGGAAAAAUAGAGCGCAGCAAGCAAACACAACGGUCAGUUGUAGCUGACUAUCAGCGACUAAUAAUCUAUAUCUAAGUCUAUGUAUUUGUUUAUAUUUUUACUUUUUAACACAGUCAUUUAGAGGGGAACAGACAGCGGUCUGUUGAUACGAGACUCCUAUGACUGAGAUCGGACAGUGCAUGAGAAAAUAAAGAGGAAAAGUGCGCAAGUAAGUGGCUUACUUUCGGGGCUUUCACCAUGGCGUAUCCUCAGGGCUACUUGUACCAGCCGUCCGCUUCUUUGGCGCUGUAUUCAUGCCCGGCGUACAGCACCAGCGUUAUAUCGGGACCCAGGACCGAAGAACUUGGUAGAUCCUCAUCUGGCUCGGCUUUUGCUCCUUAUGCCGGAUCUACCGCGUUCACCAGCGCUUCGCCCGGGUACAACUCCCAUCUCCCGUACAGUGCGGAGGCGGGGGCGGCCGCCACUUUUGCUUCAUACGUGGUGAGUGAGAGAGCAUAUAAUCGACAUUUCCGAGUGAAAAAAAAUGUGGAAAAUAUUUUGUUGUAUUGUUGGUAGGCCUAUGUGUAGAAUUUUAGCAUGGUGCAAAUGAGGCAAAUGUAUUUCUGGUUUAGCGUGCGCCUGUAUUUUGCUGAUGACUCUUUUACAUUUGGGUAAGUUAGUUGUAAAUAGGCCCACCAUUUUGAUGCAGUGAGAAACAUGCAAAAUAACUAAUUAGGCUAAUUAGCAUGUUAGGGUUCUUUUUUUCUGCAAUUUUUCUGUAAAUAAUGAGCAAUGAAAUAGGUCGUUGUGUUGAAGCAGUUUGCAUACAAGAACAAACAGCAAGCUCCCAACCUCGGUGGAACACAUUAUAUUCUAUAGUUAUUUGUUAGAGAAGGUCUUUAUUAGUCUAUGCGAAAUUACAAACUCGUUUAUUUAGGGACACUCGGUUGUUUUUGUGGGCAUUGACCAAAUGUUCGUUCAUUUGGGAACACAACUCCUGAUUUUUUAACAUGUUCUAAAUCUGAAAGUGAGUUGAGCACGCAGUUAAACGCAAAUUAAACCAGGUAUGUAGGCCAGCUGAAGAAUGGUGGGAAAUAAUUGUAAUAAAAUCCUGUCUUGGUAAAAAUAUGAGAAGAGAAGACAUAAUAGGCCUGUUAUGCAUGAUGCUUUAUCUAAUUUGUAAAUUAGGUUGUUUUCACUACGCAUAGAUUACUUUGCGGUGGCUACAGAGGCAGCAAGACAGGCGCAUCUUGAAUACAAAAACGCACAAAGGAAAACAAAGUUGAUAAAAAUAACAUUGUCGAUGUCCAUCUGUGUAAAAUAUAAAAAGUGCAUUGCUGACGCAUCUGAUGCGUGAUUUAUUGUAAACAACCUAAAUGUCAGAGGUGUGUGUGUGAAUGUGUGUGUGUGUGUGUGUGUGUGUGUGUUUGUGUGUGUGUUUAUUAUGGUGCCUUGUUAUUGUUUGACACUUCUUUUGUACUGUUUUAAUUAUCAUGAGUCAUUGACAAUUAUCUGAAAAGCAUUUUUUUGACUAUUUUCGACGGCUUUGUUUUCAGAGUUCUCCCUAUGACCACACGACGGGCAUGGCUGGGUCUAUAGGAUAUCACCCCUACGCUGCUCCCCUGGGUUCAUACCCCUACGGUGACCCGGCAUACCGAAAAAACGCGACCCGGGAUGCCACCGCCACUCUCAAAGCCUGGUUGAACGAGCACCGUAAGAACCCCUACCCCACCAAGGGCGAGAAAAUCAUGCUGGCCAUCAUCACCAAAAUGACCCUCACCCAAGUGUCCACCUGGUUCGCCAAUGCCAGGAGGAGGCUAAAGAAGGAGAACAAGAUGACCUGGACUCCACGAAACCGGAGCGAGGACGAGGAGGAAGACGAGAACAUCGAUCUGGAAAAGAAUGACGACGACGAGCCUAGCAAGCCGACAGAAAAGGGAGACUCGACAGACACAGAGUCAGGUCUGAAGAAAAAUCAUCAAUUUUUUAUCGCAGUCGUUUCCACUCAGGGCGCAAAAUUGAUUGCUGGUUAAUGGUGGUAUAUUAUUUAUAAUGGGACAAUUGCUUUAAAUAAUAAUCACCUUGAACUCCCCUCAUUUGACUUAACAUGGGCUGAAAAUUGCUGGUGACGUAAAGUGUUUAGCAUUCGAUUUAUCUUUAACUGCAUAAUAAGGCGGGCUGCAGCUGGUGGACUGGGCUGUGUACCGCCUAAUGAUCAUUUUUACGAUUAAAACACAAUCAUUAAUAUCACGGUUUUCACUAGUUGUAGGCCUAGUUGUUUGCAGGCCUAUUAUUUAUUAGCCUACUUAUUAUCAUAACUAGGCCUAUUAUUAUGGUAAUUAGCAUAUGCACAAAUAUGAACGCAUGAGUGUAUGAAUUAGGGGACUAUAACAUAUUGGUAGCCUAUCUGUAUCUUAUGUCACAAUGUUAUUUUAAAAAAUCACAGUAACUUAACUCUUGUUUCUCUCUCACUGCAGAUCAUAAAUUGCUGAACCCGGGGGACAUAGCUUGCGACAGAUUUAAAGAGGAGAAUCAUGGCAAAGAAAUGGAUCCCCUUCUGAGCGACUCGGAAUUAAAAGACCAAGGGGAGCGGACAGAGUUACUGCCCGAGUCUGCUAAACCCACCACCUCGUCUCCAUCCGCCGUGUCUCGUGGAGGAACCGAGCUCGUUGCGCAAGACAAGCCGUCAGAAAUGGGCCAUGCGCCGGGCACAGUAAACAGCAACGUUACAUCUGUUAUUCACUCGUCCCCAUCGGCCCCUAAACCCAAACUCUGGUCCCUGGCUGAGAUCGCAACGUCCUCAGACAGGUGUAAGAGCAGCAGUGACGGGCCGCAGGGCCAUGGGAUGGGUCACAGCACAGUGAUCAGCACCAAUGCAGCGUCACCAUCACGGUCCUCCCCCCAGUGUCCUCUCCCAAACAGCACAGUCCUAUCCAGGCCUAUCUACUACACGUCCCCUUUUUACCCGGGCUACACGAACUAUGGCAGCUUUGGACAUCUUCACAGUCACAGCAAUCACGGCUCGGGCACGGGCUCCACCGCACAUUUCAAUGGAUUAAACCAGACUGUGUUAAAUAGAGCAGAAGCUUUGGUAAGAGAAAGCCAGAAAGGCAGAGGCCAAACGCAGGUAGAUAUUUGUAAAGACUCCCCUUAUGAACUAAAGAAAGGUAUGUCAAACAUUUAAUACCUUGAUCCCUUUCAAAAAUCCAUCGGACUUUUAUUUAUUAUUUGUGGUUGCAUUACAAAAAAAAAUAAGACAAAUAAUAAUGAUAAAGCAAAAUUCUGCGAACAGUUAUUUUUUGAGUAAAUGCUUAUCCUAAAAUGUUAGUUUCUGAAUGGUUAAUCCUAAAGAUGUAACAAGAAUGGUCUUAAUCGCUGCAGCCGCCUUAGUCUAUUUGUAUUAAAGACUAAUAUGUAUAUUUAAUGUAGCAUUUUUGUAUUUAAAAUGGACAAUACACUAUCUUUGAAGUAAAUUAUGA